Messenger RNA from Seriola dumerili (greater amberjack), 2284 nucleotides. RefSeq names its product TBC1 domain family member 23 (gene tbc1d23). Gene Ontology annotation, cellular component: trans-Golgi network. The record is from RefSeq and is a predicted model, not a curated record. Lineage: Eukaryota; Metazoa; Chordata; Actinopteri; Carangiformes; Carangidae. The transcript has 19 exons. Gene Ontology annotation, biological process: embryonic brain development; retrograde transport, endosome to Golgi. The coding region runs from base 1 to 2091 and encodes 696 amino acids.
AUGGCGGACGCCGUGGAGGAAGCUCUUCAGGGCAGCUGGGACCAGGAUCUAGCUGAGGCUCUGGACUCUGGGGGUUCGGACAUGGAGAUGGAGAGAGGCAUCAUCCAGGUCCAGGAACAUUCAGCUCAACACAGGGCCAAGAUGUGGAAGAUCGCUUUAAAUGUCUCUGGAAAAGGAGACAGUCUGUCUCCCUGGGACGGCGUCUUCGAUUUACCAGAACAGACACUCAUUCAUAACCGCAGUCAACAGCUGAUUGAUCAGCUCAGAGCAUCAGAGGAGGAGAGGCGUGACAUGGUGUCUGACGUUGAGUCAGUCAUCACUUUCUACUGUAAGUCCCGCAACAUCACCUUCACUCCAGAGCUGAGCUGGCCGCACCUGCUCCAGCCUUUACUGGGGCUUCAGCUUCCCCGCAGCGACCUCUACAACUGCUUCUACGCUGUCAUGAACAAAUACAUCCCCAGGGACUGUGUGCCGAACGGCCGACCCUUCCACCUGUACAGACUACUGCUGCAGUACCACGAGCCAGAGCUCUGCUCCUUCCUGGACACCAAAAAGAUCACACCUGACUCCUACGCCAUCAACUGGCUCGGCAGUUUGUUUUCCAGUCACUGUCUUCCUGACGUCACCCAGGCCGUGUGGGACUCCUACCUCCAGCAGGCCGACCCCUUCCUUGUCUUCUUCCUCUUGCUUGUCAUGCUCGUCAAUGCCAAAGAGUCCAUCCUUGCACAAGAGGGAGACGGCAAAGAGGACAUCAUCAAAAUGCUGGAAGCGUUUCCUUCUCUCCUGGAAUCCGAAGACAUUGAAGAUUUGUUUUCUCUGGCUCAGUAUUACCAGAGCAAGACCCCUCUGUCGCUCAGAAAGAUGAAUCAGAAUCUGUUCGGCAGCAGCCUGGUGGCUCUGAAAGAGGAGGACAUUGACCUGAGUCAGGCCCUGUGUCUCCCUGUGUCUGUCCCUGAAAUCCUGCAGGCGAACCAGCUGCAGCAGGAUGGGGUGCGGUUCUUUGUGGUGGACUGUCGGCCUGCAGAGCAGUACAACGCUGGGCACCUGUCCACGGCCUUCCACCUGGACUCUGACCUGAUGCUCCAGAAUCCGUCUGAGUUUGCUCUCUCUGUGAAAUCCCUGUUGGAGGCUCAGAAGCAGUCUUUAGAGUCGGGCUCCAUCGCCAGCGGAGAACACCUGUGCUUCAUGGGCAGUGGGAGGGAGGAGGAGGACAUGUACAUGAACAUGGUGUUGGCCCAUUUCCUGCAGAAAAACAAAGAGUAUGUCAGCAUUGCAAAAGGAGGUUUCAUGGCGCUCCAACAGCAUCUGGUCGACAUGAACGUCGAAGGCCUCGACUCCUCGUACGUCCACUGGAUCGUCAGCACAUCAGGAUCUCACAGCAGCCUCAGCUCUGCUGAUGGAGAGUCUCUGAGCAGCCCUGGAGACGGCAAAGGCGUCAAGUCCUUGGUGAACAAAAUGACCUUUGCUCUCAAGUCCAAGUCAGUAAACGUAAAGGAGAAGAUGAUCAGCUUCAUUGAGAAUACCUCCACCCCUGUAGACAGAAUAUCUUUCAAUCUGCCUUGGCCAGAGAAGGUGAUUCCAGAUCGGCACGUGAGCAGCAGCGACCGUGUCGGCAAACCUUACCGAGGCGUAAAGCCCGUGUUCAGUAUCGGUGAUGAAGAGGAGUAUGACACAGAUGAGAUCGACAGCUCGUCCAUGUCGGACGAUGACAGGAAGGAGAUCGUCAACAUUCAGACCUGGACAAACAAACCGGAUGUGAAGCAUCACAUUCCGUGUAAUGAGGUGAAAGAAACUGGUCACAUGUUCCCGAGCCACUUGCUGAUCACAGCGACUCACAUGUACUGCCUGAGGGAGAUCGCCUCAAGAAAAGGCUUUGCCUACAUCCAGUCCAGACAAGCACUGAACUCUGUGGUGAAGAUCACAUCCAAAAAGAAGCACCCUGAACUGAUCACCUUCAAGUUUGGCAGCAACAACUCGGCUGGAGUGGAGAUAUCGGCGGUGGAGAGAUAUUUGAUACCAAACGCAGGCGAUGCCACUAAGGUCAUCAAGCAGCAGAUCAUGAAAGUCCUAGACGCUCUGGAGAGCUCGUAAAGGGAGGUGACGGUGUGGCGACUGGGGGGCGGGAUCACGACGGCCAGCCGUGACACAAACUAUAAGAGUCUCCGUCUGCCGAGAGUGAAACCUUCUCCCGCUCUCCCUCGGCUGUGGCUGUCCUCCCUCCUGGACGGAUCCAGUGCAGUGUUGACUGUAAAGCCCUGUGUGUCUGUGUCUUUGGGACAUGGGG